GCCUCACAAAAAAAAAAAGAAAAAAAAAAGGGGAAAACAUGUAAAAAAUAAAAAUGGAUUCUUGAUUUUGAAGAACUUGAAAAUGGGAGAGUGACAUUCCAACCUACAAAAUAGAAGUAAGACCUCCAUUACACUUUCACCCUCCACCCCUCCAUUUCUCUUUCUUGCAAGAGGAAAAAGGAGUUGUUGAUUUCAAAAGAAUCAAAAUGGGUUCUGGGAGUAGUCGUUUGGGGUCACGCUCAAGUCGUUCAAAUCGAACAAAAAGAAUAUUUGCAUCCAUUUUUAUAUGUGGUGCUUCUCCAUCUUCUCGUCGUUCAGCUCUUGAGAUGGAAGAAGAUCCAGCUGAAAUGCUGGUGGAUUCUGCAGAACAUGCUGACACUGGAAAGCUCCAAAACUCUGAGAAGGACCCUUCACCUGAUUUUAUUCCCUCCCUAGCUGAACGUGGAGCUUCAUCUGCAAGCAAUCUGGUAAAUAGUGAAAAAUCUACAUCUGAAGACGCUUCAAGCAAUGUUCAGGGAGGUAAUCUAAGAGAAAACUCAACCAAAGACAUGGAAUUAGUCACUCAACAUAAUCCUGGACGUAAACGUGGUGAAACUGCUAGUACAUCUCGGGAUGACCGAUCAUUUCGUUAUCCACUUUCUUUAAACAGAAGGGCAGACGAUGAUGCUGUAAAUAGUGUCGCCACUACAGUGAAUGUAGAUGUCUCUCAAGUUUUUGCCGGUUACUCUCAUUCUAGCAGUCCAUUGUCUCAUGGAAAUGGAGAGUCUUCAUCAAGUGAAGAUUUUGUUGCAAACCACACAAAUGAAAUUCUUAUCUUCAAUAAUUCUGAUUCUGUAUCAGUUCUUUCGGAUUCUUCAGUUACGCCACAUUUGGUGGGAGAUGAUAUGCGUCAGGAUACACCACCUUCAGGUUUUGAAUUUCUGGUGUCAGACAGGGAAGAGGGUGUAAGAGAUGGAAGUGCACUUCAUGUUGACAUGGCAAAUGCCUCUCCCACUUUUUUCUCUAAUAUUCCUGCUGAAAUUAGUAGUCGUGAAGCAAGACGGAAUAGUAGAAGACUUUUUUGGGAUUCUUUUUCAAGGAGAAGUCCUAGGAGGCGUGCUGAUCCUCGUAACUUCCGUUUUACAAAUGAUAAUUCAGAUGAUAUUGCUGCUAAUGACAGGUUAUUGCUGGACUUUAGUGAUAAUUCCUUUCAUGAGGGGUCUGGAGGAAAUUUUCCAUCAAAUGGAAGUCGGAAUGAACGGCGACGGCAUUCCAGAUCUGAGAUGUGGGAAAGACUUCCUGCUGGUCUUAUUGCUAGUGAUCAUCGAAGUGUCACUUGUCCAAGUGGGAUUCACACAGAUGGCCCAUGUACAUGUGAGACAAUUUUAAUGAGUCGAGAAUCUGGCAGUCGUGCAAGUAUAUCCCGAAUAGUUAUGCUUGCUGAGGCAUUGUUUGAGGUACUGGAUGAAAUACAUCGUCAACCUAUGUCGUUGUCCUUAUCUGUGCUAUCACUUCCAGCUCCAGAGUCAGUUGUGGACUCAUUCCCAGUGAAGAGUUUCUCAAAACCAGAGGAAGUAGAUACUAGCAACAAUGUUUUACAGUGUCAUAUAUGCUUGUCCGAGUACGAGGAAGGAGAUAAAAUACGAGUUCUACCUUGUCACCAUGAGUUUCAUUUAGUAUGUGUGGAUAAAUGGCUCAAAGAGAUACAUGGUGUAUGUCCACUUUGCAGAGGAGAUGUACGAAAUGGUUUUGUUGACGGUUCAGUUUCUAACUCAGCAGCACUUCCUCUUUGAGGUAUCUAGUAUAUACUGGGGAGAAAGAGAGGGGAAGAGGGAAAGGGGACGCCUCGCUUAAACCUGGCUCCAUAAUUUGCUGUUAUGAAACAAGAAAUUUUGCUAUUUAUAUAGUAUCCUAUGACCUCUGAAGGGAUACUGAAGGCUCCUCUUAACGGUGUUUAUUUCCCGAAGCAAGGGUUAUAUCACCUAUUGGGGCACGUUGAACAUCGAAGGAUCAGUUCAGUUUUCUUCCUUUACCUUUCCCUUAUUCUCAACACAAUGUGAGAGAAUAAGGACCCUCUUCCUCUUCGUUUUUUUUUCUUCAUUUUCGACUUUGCCCCCAUACAAUUUUGUGGAGAGCUUGUACAGAUGUAUAUGGCAGCUUUCGCUCCGCAAUGUACCCUUGUUGUGGCUGUUGAUGUCAAGAAGGCACAUUUUAAUGUUCAUUGAGGGAAAAAUUACAAAUGCAGAUGCCACUAACUUGGUGGUGGCCUUAGGAAAUAGGUGAAUUUUCAUAUGGAUUCUCAUUAAUAGAUAGAGAUAUAUAUGAAAUAGGGAAUGUUCCAAAUCUAUUUCUAUAAAAUAUUAUAUAGUGGAAACUUUCAUAGCAAAGAUCUGGCUUGUCUGUCUUGCCUGCAAUUAAAUUCAUUGCUUCUUUUU
Molecule: messenger RNA, 2414 nt
Organism: Solanum pennellii
Lineage: Eukaryota; Viridiplantae; Streptophyta; Magnoliopsida; Solanales; Solanaceae
Product: E3 ubiquitin-protein ligase RLIM-like
Exons: 6
Coding region: 207-1772 (521 amino acids)
Source: RefSeq, a predicted model, not a curated record